UAUCUGUAUAUAGAACCAUGUUAGUGGACCUUUAGGUUUCGUUUUAAAUGAGGUAUCUAACACAACAUUUAGAACAGUUGCUAACUUUACUUUAAGAGCAGAGGCAGUAAAACGCCUUUUUAAAAUACUAAUAUGAUUUUCAUCAGCGCGCUGAUCUUCUUUGGAUUUCUGUCUUGUACCAUCGCAAAGGACUCAUGUUACAACAAGACGGAUUAUGAGUUCUACAUUGUGCAAAAUCUCGUAGACGAUGUUCAGAAAAGGAUAAAAUCUCUGAAAGAAAAUGUGAACGCGGCAGUUAAUGCACAAUGUCCAAAUACGACGUGCCCAAACACAACUUGUCCGGACGGAUGGGUGUCCUACAAAGGGUCAUGUUAUUUGUUCGAGAAUGGCCAAUCACGUAACUUUCAAGAAGCAAGUAACUUUUGUCAGAACUUUGGAGCUGUCUUGGCGUAUGUGACUGAUGAAUCGGAGAACAAUUUCAUUCGAGGAAUGCUUGGACGUAUGAAGCCAAGCAGCUGGUUUAUAGGCUUGACAGAUCAGGGCACCGAAGGUGUGUAUAGAUGGGUGGGCACAAACAUCACCGCAGAAUAUACUGCGUGGUCUUCAAGUGAACCUUCAGGUGUCACCCACGAGAACUGUGUUUUUUAUCAUGGCUCUGAUUCUUUUCACUGGCACGACAUUCCCUGUUCUUCAAAAUCUUCUUCGAUUUGCAAGAAAAUGAACUUCUGAAGGACCUCUAACGUUACUAUAUGACAAGGAUGUUAUAUAUGGUCUCAAAUAGAUUUCUUUUUGCAUUAGUUAGUGUGGUUCAGAGAUUGUGAACAGUGAUGACAGUGAUAUUGUUCUUAAUGUCAUUAUGUAGGUGUGUUUUGUCUAGUCAAUUUGUAGUUUAUUAUUGAAGAUGUGAGUGAAACAGUCUGCAUAAUUAAGUGGAAUAAAAACCGUUAAAGAGUCUUUUUUUUUCUCAAACUGAAUAUUAAAAUCAUACAUGUAUUUGAUAAAUAAUAAACCAAUAGCAUCCUU
Mercenaria mercenaria is the source of this 1023-nucleotide messenger RNA. RefSeq names its product perlucin-like protein. The transcript has 6 exons. The record is from RefSeq and is a predicted model, not a curated record. Lineage: Eukaryota; Metazoa; Mollusca; Bivalvia; Venerida; Veneridae. The coding region runs from base 133 to 729 and encodes 198 amino acids.